GGGAUCGCUAGGCUUCGGUUCCCGACUCCAGAGACGAGGAGGAAAAGAUCCCCGUCCCUCUCUCGUCUUCCGUCCUCGAGCUAGGAUGAGUGAGUGAAGAGGGAGGAGAGGAGGCCUUCGACGAGCACACUACGGGCCCCCGCCGCCGGCUCCGGAGCCGGAGAGCUCCGACGAGGAUUUGGAUCCAUGUCACUAGGACGGUUGGUAGGACACACUUUGCGGAAAUCUCCGAAAUGCUAUUGUAUCAUCUUCACGUUGGUUGACUGCUUUGGAACUAGACCUUAGGAGAGAGAAGGAAAAGUCUUUUGAAGAUGUCUGAUGGUACUGGGACUACAAAAGACGAUUCUCCUAGCAGCGGGAAUGAUCUGUCUGCAAAUGGUUUGACCUGGAAGGACACUCUAAUAAGCCUCCGGCAGCAAGCAUCAGUAUAUGGUGUAGCUGCUGGUUAUUGCAUAUCUGCAUCACUACUGUCCAUAAUCAACAAGUGGGCAGUCAUGAAGUUUCCAUACCCUGGUGCAUUAACAGCACUACAAUACUUUACUAGUGCAUUCGGUGUUCUUCUUUGUGGGUGGUUAAAACUUGUGGAUCAUGACCGUCUGGAACUCGUUACCAUGUGGAGGUUCUUGCCAGCUGCGAUCAUCUUUUACCUGUCCCUUUUUACAAAUAGCGAGCUCCUCCUACAUGCCAAUGUGGACACUUUUAUCGUGUUCCGUUCUGCUGUCCCCAUUUUUGUAGCUGUUGGAGAGACUGUGUUCCUUAACCAGCCAUGGCCUUCCCCAAAGACAUGGAUUUCUCUAGCAACUAUCUUCGGAGGCAGUGUUCUCUAUGUUCUCACAGACUACCAGUUCACAGUUACUGCCUACGCUUGGGCUGUGGCUUAUCUUGUGAGCAUGUCCAUCGACUUUGUGUACAUCAAGCAUGUCGUCAUGACCAUAGGGCUCAACACAUGGGGCCUGGUGCUAUACAACAAUUUGGAGGCAUUGAUGCUCUUUCCCUUGGAGCUACUGAUAAUGGGAGAACUGAAGAAGAUGAAGCACGAUAUAUCUGACGAAUCCAACUGGUACUCUUUCAGUGUGGUUUUGCCUGUGGCUCUGUCAUGCUUGUUUGGCUUGGCAAUCUCCUUCUUUGGAUUUUCUUGCAGAAGGGCAAUCUCUGCGACAGGUUUCACUGUGCUUGGCAUCGUGAACAAGCUCCUAACUGUUGUGAUUAAUUUGGUCGUAUGGGAUAAGCAUUCUACCUUGAUUGGUACGAUAGGUCUGCUAAUAUGCAUGUUUGGAGGUGUCAUGUACCAGCAGUCUACUACCAAGCCCAAGAAAGCAGAAACUGCAACCAAGGCUCAAAGCAGAGAUGAGGAGCAGCAGCAUUUGCUGGAGAUGCAAGCUAGUGCAGUAUCUGACUCAACGACACAGCAUGUUGGCUCAGUAGAUCCGAAAUAAGCUUUUCUUCACUGUUCAGUGGAAAAUAUUCAGAAACCAUCUGUAUUCAGGUAUAAAAUAUAGUUUCAUGAGAUACUGCUAGAAGAUAUAAUAUAUCAAUUCGUGCAGCAUAUUUGUAUUUUUGUGAUGAGAGAGCUUCAAUCAAAGCUCAUUGGAUGAAGAUUUGUAUUUCUGUGGAAAACAACAAUGAUAGCAAGAUAUUGAAGUCUUAUUGGUUCCACUCAAA
Molecule: messenger RNA, 1662 nt
Organism: Musa acuminata subsp. malaccensis (wild Malaysian banana)
Lineage: Eukaryota; Viridiplantae; Streptophyta; Magnoliopsida; Zingiberales; Musaceae
Product: GDP-mannose transporter GONST3
Cellular component (GO): Golgi apparatus
Molecular function (GO): GDP-fucose transmembrane transporter activity; antiporter activity
Source: RefSeq, a predicted model, not a curated record